AUGGGUUGGGUCCAUAAUCUUGCCCACCCGGAUGCCCACAGCCAUGUGGCGCGAGUGAUCGCGAUCUGCUUGACAUUCAGCAUCAGUGCGGUGAUCGCCCUUUUGCUACGGUUUUAUAUCCGCUUGCAUUCGAAACGUGCCCUUUGGCUAGACGACUACUCGGCGGCAUGCAGUGCAGUGUUGGGAUUAGCUUACGCGGGGAUUGCAGUGGCCCAAACGCGGUAUGGUUUAGGACUGGAUGCAGCUUCGUUCCCAGAUGCGAACGUGGUUAUGUUCAGUAAGAUCCAAUACGCCGGCGGCCCCACGUAUAUCCUCGCUAUCCUCUGCUUCAAGGUCUCGCUCCUGACUUCUUAUCUGCGGAUCGGAGGUUUCGUGGCCACCUAUCGAUGGAGUAUUAUUGGCGUGGUGGUAGCAGUGGUGUGCAACCAGGUUAUUUUCACUUUUCUCUUAACGCUGGCGUGCAAUCCAGUCGCAAAGCAAUGGGACGCGAGUCUUCCAGGAACAUGCAUUGACACGGUUGCUUCAUAUUAUGGAACAAGCCUGGGCUUCGACAUAGUCAUUAUUGCCCUCCCCCUCCCAGUCCUAUGGUCCUUACAACUCCGACAAGCGCAAAAGAUCGCUCUCAUGGCCCUCUUCGCCCUAGGAUUCUUCAUUACCAUCAUACAAAUUAUCCGUAUCUUCACCAUCAAGCAUCUCAAAACCUACACUGACAGUCAACCGAUCGUCUUAUGGUCGCAAGUGGAAAUAAGCCUGGGAGUGAUAAUCGCAUGCGUCCCCACCUACGGCCCUUAUUUCCACGCCUUCGCCUCGACCCUCACC
Messenger RNA from Aspergillus piperis CBS 112811, 819 nucleotides. RefSeq lists its product as uncharacterized. The record is from RefSeq and is a predicted model, not a curated record. Lineage: Eukaryota; Fungi; Ascomycota; Eurotiomycetes; Eurotiales; Aspergillaceae. The annotation marks the transcript as partial. The transcript is spliced from 7 exons.